GUAGCGCGUGACAGCGCCACCAGCAUAAGGAAAGGACGGUUAUUACGCCUUGGUAGAUGAUUGGUGAGGUAAGAUGGCGGCGCCAGAGGAGCCAGACUUAUCUCAGGCGCAGACUGAAAAACUCCUCCAAUUCCAGGACUUAACGGGUCUGGACUCAAUGGACCAAUGCCGUCGAACGUUAGAGCAGCACAACUGGAACAUAGAGGCUGCAGUCCAAGACAGACUCAAUGAGCAGGAAGGCGUUCCCAGUGUGUUUAACCCUCCACCCUCCAGGCCGCUGCAGGUCAACACAGCAGACCAUAGAGUUUAUAGUUACAUCGUCUCAAGGCCGCAGCCCAGGGGGUUGCUAGGAUGGGGUUACUACUUGAUAAUGCUGCCAUUCAGAUUUACAUAUUACACACUUCUGGAUAUAUUCAGGUUUGCCCUGCGGUUCAUCAGGUCGGAUCCUCGUGGGCGCGUGACGGACCCCGUUGGAGACGUCGUGUCUUUCAUUCAGAGUUUUGAGGAAAAGUACGGUCAGGCACAUCCUGUCUUCUACCAGGGGACAUACAGCCAGGCGCUGAAUGAUGCCAAACGGGAGCUCCGCUACCUUUUAGUGUACCUUCACGGGGACGACCAUCAAGACACAGACGAGUUUUGCCGCUCCACGUUAUGUACAGAAGAGGUCAUAACCUUCCUCAACACACGGAUGCUCUUCUGGGCAUGUUCCACCAGCAAGCCUGAGGGCUACCGAGUGUCCCAAGCGUUGCGGGAGAACACCUACCCAUUCCUGGCCAUGAUCAUGCUAAAGGACCGGAAGAUGACCGUGGUGGGUCGGCUCGAGGGUCUGAUUCAGCCUGAGGAGCUCAUCAAUCAGGUCACCUUCAUCAUGGAUGCCAACCAGACAUACCUGAUGUCAGAGCGCCUUGAGCGAGAGGAGAGGAACCAGACCCAGGUGCUGAGGCAGCAGCAGGAUGAGGCCUACCUGGCCUCCUUACGCGCCGACCAGGAGAAGGAGAGGAAGAAAAGGGAGGAGCUGGAGCAGAAGAAGCAAGAGGAGGAAAAGGUCCGACAGAGUGCUCUUGCAGAGGAGAGGAGACGAAGAACACUAGAAGAGGAGAAGGAGAGGAAGUCGGAGUGCCUUCCUCCAGAACCAUCUGCUGAUGAUCCAGAAAGUGUUAAAAUAGUGUUCAAGUUGCCCAACGACACACGAGUAGAGAGGCGGUUCCUGUUCGCUCAGUCUCUGACGGUAAUCUACGACUUCCUUUUCUCUUUGAAGGAAACUCCAGAGAAGUUUCAGAUCGUGACAAACUUCCCUCGCCGAGUCUUGCCCUGCCUUCCGACUGCAGAGCAGCCCAACCCCCCCACGCUGAAGGAGGCAGGACUCAGUCGCUCCGAGGUCGUUUUUGUUCAGGACCUCACGGACGACUAAUAGAUGACUUACCUCGUCUACAUGGAGACACGUUUAUCUCUGACCCACCCAUGUUGUUUGGUUUGUUUUGGUAAAUGGCCGUUUUACAGAAGGGAUGGUUGCUAUAGAAACUAACCUGGAUCACUAAACCACCCUGCAUCCAGUGCUCCUUCACUUGUGUUGACAGGGUUCCCAUUAGCCUGCAGUCUUGAAUUUUAUCAAAUAAAUAUUUCUUGAAGUGGUUCCUUGUGUGGAGAAACUGUUGUUGGUGUUAGCUAACAGUUAUCCUCCUCCCAGCAGUGAGACUAAAGCUGCAGCACAACCUCCUCGUCCCACACAAGCUGUCACAACCGAGGAAGACUGGUUGUUAGUUACUCGAGGGGAGUUCCCUGCUGUUUCUCUUGGUUCAUGCUUUAGCCCACAACCCCUACAGCGAUUAUCAAGCACAACUAGCACGGUCCAAGUCUGAAGCAGCUGUGAUCGAGAGUUGAAAGGAUGGGAACCCUGUUUAAAUGAGCCAUCACUUGUACAUAAGUUAAAUAUUUAAAUGCCCACUAUUGUUUUUAUUUGACUCGUCAUGAAACGACCAAAUGCAGGUUUGUUACUAUGUAAAGCAGACUGCCUCCAGCUCAUGAAGUUAAAACGUACAAUAUUUAACGAAGGCCACAGCUUUUACAUGUGGCUCUAUGUAGUUUAGUCUGCCCAUAGUGUGCCUGUGGUUACUCAUAGAUGCCUGUUUUGCCUGUAAUAUCUGAAUGGGCUCAUGUAAAGAUGUAAUUUUCCAACUAUAAAUUAAACAUGUUUUAAAAAUG
This is a messenger RNA of Nothobranchius furzeri (turquoise killifish), 2202 nucleotides long. RefSeq names its product Fas associated factor family member 2 (gene faf2). Gene Ontology annotation, cellular component: endoplasmic reticulum. Lineage: Eukaryota; Metazoa; Chordata; Actinopteri; Cyprinodontiformes; Nothobranchiidae. The record is from RefSeq and is a predicted model, not a curated record. Gene Ontology annotation, molecular function: ubiquitin binding.